AUGGCCACGGCACAGUUGCAGAAAACUUCCAUGAGUGCUUUAGUGUUUCCCAGUAAGAUACCAACUGAACAGCAAUCUUUGGUGUUAGUAAAGAGACUCCUAGCAGUUUCAGUAUCCUGCAUCACAUAUUUAAGAGGAAUAUUUCCAGAACGUGCUUAUGGAACAAGAUAUCUAGAUGAUCUUUGUGUCAAAAUUCUGAGAGAAGACAAAAGCUGUCCAGGAUCUUCUCAGUUAGUGAAGUGGAUGCUAGGAUGUUACGAUGCUUUACAGAAAAAAUAUCUAAGGAUGGUGGUUCUAGCUGUUUACACCAAUCCAGAAGACCCUCAUACAAUUUCAGAAUGUUACCAGUUUAAAUUCAAGUACACCAAUAAUGGACCAAUUAUGGACCUCAUAAGUAAAAACCAAAACAGUGAAUCUAGUAUGUCAUCUGCUGACACCAAGAGAGCAAGUAUUCUCCUUAUUCGCAAGAUUUAUGUCCUAAUGCAAAAUUUGGGACCAUUACCUAAUGAUGUUUGUUUGACCAUGAAAUUGUUUUACUAUGAUGAAGUUACACCCCCAGAUUACCAGCCUCCUGGUUUUAAGGAUGGUGAUUGUGAAGGAGUGAUUUUUGACGGAGAACCUAUGUACUUAAAUGUGGGAGAAGUCCCAACACCUUUUCACACCUUCAAGGUCAAAGUGACCACUGAGAAAGAAAGAAUGGAAAAGAUUGAUUCAAGUAUAUUAUCACCAAAACAAAUAAAAACACCACUUCAAAAAAUUCUCAUGGACAAAGAUGAUCAAGAACAUGAAAAGGAGCAUUCUGAUGAUUUUGACAGUGAAAUAAAAAUGGAAGAGCAGAAAAUAUUUCCUGGAUCUUCUGAAUAUGGAGGAUCAAAUUUAGCUUGUGAGGAUAAAGUUGUGAAAUCUAAAGAAAGUCCAGAUAUUUCCAUUUCCCGUUCUCAGGUUGAGCAGUUGGUCAAUAAAACAUCUGAACUUGAUGUGUCUGAAAGUAAAACAAGAAGUGGAAAAAUCUUUCAGAAUAAAGUGGUUAAUGGAAAGCAACCAGUAAAACCUAAAGAGAAUCGAAAAAGACGUAUUCGUGAAUCUGGAAAACCUGUCCUUCAUCACGUUAAUCCUGCUAGUCAAGAAUCUGUGCCCAAAAGAAGAAAGUUUAGUGAACCAAAGGAACUCAUAUGA
Sorex araneus (European shrew) is the source of this 1176-nucleotide messenger RNA. RefSeq names its product HORMA domain containing 1 (gene HORMAD1). Bases 1 to 1176 code for a protein of 391 amino acids. The record is from RefSeq and is a predicted model, not a curated record. Lineage: Eukaryota; Metazoa; Chordata; Mammalia; Eulipotyphla; Soricidae. The transcript is spliced from 14 exons.